Molecule: messenger RNA, 438 nt
Organism: Protopolystoma xenopodis
Lineage: Eukaryota; Metazoa; Platyhelminthes; Monogenea; Polystomatidea; Polystomatidae
Source: the annotation of a GenBank genome assembly
CCCUAUCAACUAGCCAGGGGCGUCCAGUCAGAAGACCCCGACUCCGUGCCGUUAUCUUCCUCACGAAGUGCACUAGCUCCUAUUUGUAAGCCCCCACUUCCGAUUGUCAAGUCGAUUACCAACUGGUUACGCCAGGCUCGACUACAGGUUUCUGAAUCUGGGGAACCACUUGACCAGGCACUCUCUAACCAAGUCCCAGGCAGUGCGUUGUCCGUAUCUUCAACCAUCACCUCUGUCGAAAUCUAUUCUUCUUGGCUCAAAAUCGACUGGGAGGCAGAGCUCUUGCGUCAUUGCUCUUUUUGUUCAACUCCUUGCUUGGAUGGAGAUCAGGCGAUGCUAUUAGCGUAUCAGGUUGCUAGUUGUUGGCCUAAUCCGAUUGGCUUAGCAUGGUGGACGUGCCUCGAACCAACUCAGUGGCCUGAUAAAUCGCCUGAGUAG